UAUCUGAGAGAAGCUGGUGGAUAUAAGGCGAUAAAAAUGGUCCGAGUACACUGUACUAUAUGAUAUCUAACUCGACGGAGGCGUGUUCGCGAUAGUUUCCGGUUAAGUGGGUUUCAUUUAAUUGUAUCUUAACCUUAAUCGAAAGAUAAAUAAUUUUAUUCACUUAGAACGUACCGGUUAAAGAGUUAUACCGUUUAUUGUUAUAUAUUUUUUUGAGAAGACAUCGAAAAUGGCUUUAUACAGCUUAAAAAGCAAUCUCCAAUUGGCAACAUUGAAAACUCUCUCGCUGGUCUCCAUAAGCGUAAUGUCACCACAGCAAAGUGUCCAGGAGUUGUUCCGAACAACUGAUUGUAUAUGUUUCGACGUUGACUCCACUGUCAUCCAGGAUGAAGGCAUUGACGAACUCGCCAGGUUCUGUGGCAAGGGAGAGGAGGUGAAGAGAUUAACUGCCGAGGCAAUGGGUGGUAAUAUGACGUUCCAGGAAGCACUUAAAAAGAGGCUGGAUAUAAUAAGACCUAAUGUCAAUCAGAUUAAGGAAUUCUUAGAAACUUUUCCCAUCCAUCUGACUCCUGGUAUCACUGAAUUAGUCAAAAUGUUACACGAGCGUGGAGUUGACGUUUACCUGGUAUCCGGAGGUUUCAGAAGUUUAAUAGAACCGGUGGCUGUCAAACUGGGCAUCCCUAUAUCAAAUGUCUACGCUAAUAGACUCAAAUUCUUCUUUAAUGGCGAAUAUGCUGGUUUCGAUGAGAAUGAGCCAACAUCGAGGUCUGGUGGUAAGGGUAUGGUGAUCAGACGGCUGAAGGAACAACACGGCUACCAGCGGCUGAUCAUGAUCGGCGACGGUGCCACUGACGCAGAAGCAAGUCCACCCGCCGAUGCAUUUAUAGGUUUUGGCGGUAACGUAGUAAGAGAAGAGGUGAAGAAGAGAUCUGCCUGGUACAUCACAAACUUCCAGGAACUAAUUUCUUAUCUAGCUAUCCAGACUAAAUGAACGACACGUAUAGAACAAAUAAAUGUUUAGGGAAAAUCGACUUUAUCACACUGAUAUGAAGAUCAAAUAUUGCAUGACAAACCGGUACAAAAGAUUGACUCAAUCAUGUGACAAUAGAAAUAAAGAUGAAUUUUCUUUAACUUUAAUAAAAAUGUCUUCCGUCUUUUUUAUAGGAAAAUUGAACCUUAAGUUAUUGGACUAAGUCGCAAUUUGAAUGCAUUUAAAAAUAGAACUUUUAUUUUGUUGUCGGUACUUUGAGUACAAGUUUUAGUAUUUUGAGGACUUGGUCCUGAGUUAAGGUGCUUGAAAUAAUUGUCGUUAUAGUUUUUUUUUAUGUGU
This is a messenger RNA of Vanessa atalanta (red admiral), 1330 nucleotides long. It is a transcript of the gene aay, whose product is annotated as phosphoserine phosphatase. The record is from RefSeq and is a predicted model, not a curated record. The coding region runs from base 230 to 991 and encodes 253 amino acids. Gene Ontology annotation, molecular function: magnesium ion binding; L-phosphoserine phosphatase activity. Gene Ontology annotation, biological process: L-serine biosynthetic process; dephosphorylation. Gene Ontology annotation, cellular component: cytoplasm. The transcript has 6 exons. NCBI's taxonomy places the organism in Eukaryota, Metazoa, Arthropoda, Insecta, Lepidoptera, Nymphalidae.